AGUUAUUCUUAACGUUCAAACUAACCUGACGCUGCCGUCAUUCGACUCCCGGUUGAAAAAAAUCAUCGAUUACGGAGAGUUGCUUAGAGAAAAAUCGUUGGAAAAUAGUAUUUUUGUGGCCAAAUUACUUUUUAUGCGUCGUGUCGGUUUGGAUAGGUGUUUUUUCUUUCGGUAAAAUGGGAAACUGCCACACCGUUGGACCAAACGAGGCCCUUGUGGUUUCAGGUAACGUUAGCGCGUUUUUGACGAUGUGUUUCUAGUUGUCGAGCUCCUUCCUGGCUCUUGAGGCUCUAUGGAGGGACCAUAGAGGGGAGACUGGAGAUGGUUUAACGUUUUGAGCUAUUUCAAUCAUAGUUUUAGCUUUUACCUAUGUCAAAUGAUGUUUAACAUUGUAUAACAUGUGUUAAACAACCUUAACAUUUGAUGUACCCAUGCAGUGAGAAUUCCCGUAAUUUGACAGAAAAAAAGGACUAAUUUAUACCAUAUCUUUAUGUUUUGAUGAGCAGAACAUGCGCCAAAUAUUAGGUGGAUGGGAAUCGAAAGGAUAAAAGCCGUACUAUCAUUUUUCCAUGUAUUUAUUAUAUUUAUGUAUAUCUAUAUUCUACAUAGAUAGAUAGAUAGAUAGAUAGUCUACUGAGAUGCUUGCCUAAACUUGUUUUGUGGUUCAAAGGAUUUUGAAAACGUGGGUUUUCUUUAAAAUAGUUAUAAAGCCCACCAUACGAGCUGAAAUGUAGAGCAGGUUGGUUGAUGAAAUUUAGUGUUUCUUCUUCUUCUUGGUUUGGGCUGGUACAUGAAAAGGUGGAUCUCUGCUGCAGAAGGACUACAGCAAAUUUAAUUAGAUUAGAGAGUCCAUGACAGACCGUUCUGCUGGUGUACCACUGACCAGCACACGAGUCCACCCUGGCACACAGACAUGCGCCUCCUGUAAAAACAAAAAACAAAAUCACAGGCUGUUUUGUUCAAAAUAUAUGGUACUAAACCCCAGAAGUGUUCUUACACUGAUAUAUGUGUGUAUAUUUCAACAAACAGCUAAAAACUAAGUGUAAAAUGUAUGGAAACCUGAGGUUAUGCAUCUACGAAUAUUAUUGACUCUGUUUCCCUGUGAAACAAGUUCAUUUUGUAUCCAACUGUUGAAGUUUUUGUAUAUUUUUUCUUGAGAUUGCAGCGUUGUUCCUUAUUGAUGGCAUCAGUACCUUUUAUUUCAUUGUGUGUGAAAUAAAUUAAGGACAAUUAUUGUAUUUCGAGUGAUCUGUUGUGAGGGCAGGAUUCUUGUCAGUAAAACUCUGAUCUGGGCAUGUUGGAUACUUACUGAUAUUGAUGGACUGUAGGAAUUGAAAUUGUUGUAUCAAUCCAAUGAAUAGUUAUACCCCUAUUUAUGAUCGUUUGACUUCACUAGGAAAUCAGCAUUGGUGUCUUUCAAGGGGAUAAAUAGGUCAAGGUUCACAGAAAACUCAUAUAAAUGACUGUUUUUAUGAGGAAAAAUGGGCUAAAGAAAUUGCAUGGAUGCAUGUCUGGGCAGGGCUACUGUACAAGUUUGAGAUAAACAGCCUCAGUGUGUCACUCAUUUCGUGGAAUGUCAAGUAACAGUAAAAUCAAAUCAGUUCGUCACACAUUCAUCAUUAAUUUGAUGUGGAUCCUUAACAAACUAAGGCGCCUCUUUUUAAAAGUUAUGGCCUUCUCUGUGUUGGAAACUUUUGCCCUAGUUUUCAAGUGUGUAUUGCAUAAAAGCUUUCCUGUAACUAGAUCUGCCAGCACACUUUUUCUUUCUAAUCAAGAAAAGGACUAGCUCUGGGAUUUUCCAUUGUAAACAGACUUGAAAGAGUAUGUCAUUUGACCUGACACAGAGGAGUGGGUGCCAGCUGCAUGUCUUGAUUUCAAGAUUUAAGUAAUUCCACAAUUGUGAGAAGAAAUGAAUGUUGAAAUGUAUUGGGAGGUGUGAUGUCGCAAUCCUCUGUCGUGACAGGCAUCCCAUGAAAUAAUAACACCUCAUCUGUAAGUUUCAAAUGAAGUCUUGCUUCAAAAAAGUUGAGGACAAGGCCUUUCGUUGCUUGUGUAAACUCUCAUUCACUUGUACAAAGCCCCUCCUUUAGGCCCCCGUGCAGUGAAUACGGUCAGGAAUCCCAAUUAUGCUGGCGGUAUGGACUGGAAGGCUAAACUGGUGUGUAGCUCCAAGUAAGCCCAUAAGAUUUGGCCUGUUGCAGCUUCAAGUUGGCAGUGAAAUUUGGCAUGAGUCAGGUGGACUUUAAAAGGAAAGGCCUGUGAAACACACAUUCAAACAACCACUUUAGUCUGUUUAGAUUAGAUUGUAAUAACAGUGUGUUUGAUUAUAUCUUUAUUCUAUAUUGUUAGCAUGUAUUUGAAGGAGGUUAAAAAAGUUUGUAGAUGUAUUUUGUAUCAAUAUCCAUUUAGCAAUGCUAGGUAGCUGCCAGUGUAAAGGCCUAAUUAUUGUGUAGUACAAAUUGUCAUCAAACAGGAUAUGGCUCUCUUUCCAAGUUGUACUCCAUGUCCCUUUCCUGGUCAGUGUAUUGUUAUGCUGCUAUUUCCUGAGGGAUAACGUCCAGUCACACCAGGAAGAAUGUGUUUGACUUCAAAUGACACAAAAUGACCCUAAGAAGAGUCUUUUCCAGUAUCCCUGAUGAUAGAAAUGUUAAACACUGUGUAUGUGUGUGUGUGUGUCAUAUGUGGGUCGAUGAGUUCUGCUGUAGCUUUUGGUGGUGGUGGGAGAAUGUGCCAGUAAAGAUAGUCCUCCUGGCUCCUCCCCUUGACUCUGUCAGUUAACGUGUGACAGCUGGGAAUGUCACACUAAACACUGGAGAUUAAAACAUCAGACUGGGGCCAGUGAGAGGGACUGUAUGUGUUGCCUAUUUUACCAAACUUCUCAUCUGGAAGGAUCUCGCUCUCACUAUAAUACUACUGUUACUGUGAAUUUCUACAGUGCUGUGAUUGGAAAGCAGAGGCACAGAGGGUUUUGAGUUCAGAUGUUUCCACUGAGUUUUGUGUUUGAUUAAAGGGAGAGCCCAGUUUUUUUUUUAAAUCAACAUCCUUUUGUUUUGUUUUUUUAUAUUCUGGAGUCUACUUUACUUGUAUAUGCAGAAAGUUUCCAACCAGAUGAAAUCUGUGAGACAAGCUGCAGUGGUUGUUUUCUUGUAGGAUGCAAGCUCUUAGUGUGUCCUUGAAACAAGCUUUUUUUUAUACCACAAACAGCCCUGGAAAUGUAUUCAUGGUGUCCGACAACAACACUGGAAAACAUGCAGAAAAACUCAAUCUAUAUUUAAUAUCUCUGAUUUUUGCUUUUUAGUUAUGGUGUAAAGAUUAAUCAAUCAGAACAGGUUAUUGAUUGUAACAUUUGUGAUCUGAGCAUGUUGGUACACCCUGGAUCGGUAAAAAUGUUAUAUGUACUGGUCCAUGGAGCAGUUUUAAAGCUGUGAUUCAGCUGAUUGUUGUUUUUCUCUGUCAUUUUGAAAAACUAGUUUCUGUAACCACAUGUGAAAAAAGUACCUGUUUUUUAACUUACCGUAUUUUUCGCACUAUAAGGCGCAGUUAAAAUCCUUUUGGCUUGUCGGAGCACUGCAGCUUCCGUAGCCUUGCGGAGUUACUGAAUGAGUUAAAUAAAGUUUGACUUAUCUGAUUGUUUUGUUUGGCUUAAUGUGCUUUAUAAUCCAGUGUGCUUUAUAAUCCGGUGGGCCUUGUAGUGCGAAAAAUACGGUAAAUGUAGCCAUCAAGGAUUAAAUCUGUAUGUCCUGUUGGGGAGAGAUUCACACCUUUACUCGUCUCUGUUGACUGUGUACGUCAUGUCACAGUCACUGUCUUUAGUAGUAUUAUCAUGUGUGAAAUCACACAAGUCAACAAAGUGUGAUCUUUCUUCUUCUUCUCACCUUGACUUCUAGAGCUCUUCAAUCAAAUGAAUUGAUUUGUCCGUAGGUGAAGGAGUCUCUUACCCUGAACAAUACUUGCAGGUUAGAUGUUCAGUGUUAGUUACCUUGCUGAUCUACACUAGUUGGAGGAGAACCACCUUUGUGGCUCUGAAAAUCCAGGCGUAACCCUGAAGAGGAAAUCAAUACAAAUCCUGCUUCACUGCAUACCCUUCAAAUGUGUUGUAAUGUUUAUCAAGAUGCCCGUAGUUGAUGAUCCUUUGUCAUGAUUUAUGACUCGGAUAACUGGUUUACACUAAAUCAUGGGAACUGUCAGAUUUUGAUGUACCAAUUUGUGCACCACAUGUGCAGACCGCAUUAAACAAGCUUGAUGAUGCUCUAGAUGGAAACCAUCAAAAUCAGUGAGUAAUGAUGAGAUAUUUGCACCCAGAACACACAGGUGGAAGACAUCUGGCCCUGUUGACACGAGGGAAAACAAAUACUGCCUCGCUGUAGUGACACAGCGGAUCACAAUAACUGGCAGUGUGUGAGUGAGUGGGAAGAGAGGAGUAGUACAUCUAGAGAUUGCAAGUGGCACCGGAAAGCAGACACAGUGAAAGCUCCAUCUGUAACACCAGAGGAGCACGUUGUGGUCCUGUGGUUGGAAGAGUGGAGCUUGUUUUUAUGAGUUUCUGAAGAGCACAUGAUCAUCUUAGACCAUAAGCAGAACUGAGAACUGGGUCACUGUCUGAUAGAUGUCUCUUUGUGCUUCUACAAUUAAGAAGUGACAUAUCAGAUCCUGUGUUUGAAAUAUGUUACUUCCAGUGAAAUUGUAUUUGAAAAUAAUGUAACCAGCAAAGAAGAUACUCAAGUGUUUCCUUUUUUAACAUUUUUCCCUGCUGCGUUCUAACAUCGGCUCACCCUGACUUCACACAUACAUUUUACUGAGAAACUGUUCUAAAAAAAGUUUAGAUGAAGUUGGGAUAAAAAUCACAGCUGUUUGCUUUCACACAUGCUCCCCACUCUAAAAAUUUCAGGAAGUUUAAAGUUUUGUGCCUGUGUGAAAAGUUAAUGAGAUAGGCCGACGCAAAUAUAGAACGCGAAAUAUCCGGAUGUUUUUUAGUUCUGAUUAGACACUAGUGUUGAGAUGGCUGUCUGUCAUGAUAGCAUGUACUGAGUCGGGGCCAGUACCAGAUAAGCACAUUAAACUAUUAUCCAUAAACGUAAGGUAACAACCGAGACCUAAUGGUGUUGUGACAGCAACGCGAUUGAGUUUGAGACGGUAGAAAUACAUAUGGUAUGUUGUAUCUGAACAGGUUAGCUUACGAGCUAAAGUUACUUAGCAUGGAUGAAAGUUAAAACAAAGACGUUUAGCAAACUGUUAAAGCACACAAACCAUCGUCAUAUGAGAAAUCCGACGCUAUGACUCUCCACAAGUUGUCCUUCAGGUCGUUAUCUUUGUAAUGUUUGUGUCUUUUAUUCUCUGACACAUAAACAAUCAGCCGGUCGGCCGUGUUGGAUAUACUGGUGAAUCUGACGUCUCAACAACAUGCAGUCUGGUUGGUCAGAAGUGGACACACAGUAUGCGAAACUUUGGUACUGGACGAUGAUCCCAAAAAAUAAAUGCCGCAGUAUUGCAGGACGGGAAAACAUUGCUGAUGUGAACACUUGUAUUGACAGGAUACGGCUUCAAAAAUAUAUAUAUUGACGUCUGAAAUAAUCGCACAACAAAAACGGUCCCAGUGUGAAAGGAACUUUAAACGUAUUAAAGCUGCUGUGGGAAACUUUUAGUUUACGGCAGUUCUGGCACCCCCUGUGGACAAAGCGCUACCUUUUAUCUCUUUUCCUGUUUAUGUAAGAGUAGUAUUUUCUGACACCUCAUCCUGUUGUCUUUUAACAGUGAAUUGUAUCAUUUACUGUAUCUAGUGAAAGGCUGUUUUCCUCAGUCUGCUGUUGAUCGUGUGGUCUGAAACCUAGACCCCAACAGCAGUUUCAGGCAUCACAACAGCCUUGUUGCUGAUAGUUUUGUUUACAGUAUCUGUUUCAGUCUGUUUCUCACCAGCUAAAACCUCCUCCCAGUGCCUUUAGAAUAGCUUUUAAUUUCAGUCUAAUUUAGAUUGCAGCAGCUGCAGCAGGCUUGAACUGUAUGUUUAUUUCAGUCUGUUAUUGGGUCAUGCAACUAUUUUUUUUCCACUUUGACUCGAACAAUGUGUCAUCUGUUCCUCUCCUCUAUCGCCCUACAGGUGGCUGCUGUGGCUCCGAUCAGAAGACGUAUGUAGUGGGAGGCUGGGCCUGGGCCUGGUGGCUCAUCUCUGACAUCCAGAGGUAAGACCUGUCUGCUCCAUCUCCAGACCACAGACAGUGUCUCAGAGUCCCCUUGAGCUGCUUUGUCUUGAGUAGAAAGCUAAUAAGAACAGGGUAUCUGCAGGUUCACGGAUCAGAAAACUCUGUCUAGAUAUUUGAAGUUCCUUUGUCUAAAGAAUAAUACAGGCACUAACAGGAUUUUUAUCACAACAUGCAUGGAAAAGUGGCCUUGUGAAAAUCUGAAGUUUAUUUUAAGGGGAUUCACUUGACAUUGUCCUGGUGUUAAAAAUAUGCUGUCGGACAAAUGUGUAUUAGUUCAAGGCUGAAAACAUUUCCAACAGAUGUUUUUUUGUUUUUAGACUUGAGAUUUGUUUAUGAUAAGUUGUAUCUAGAACUAAUAUAUUCAGAAAUGACAGCUUUUUUCCAUUGAUUUGAAUGAAAGCCUACUAACACAAGCUGAUUUUAAACAUGUCAGUGGAGAAUGAAAAAGUUAUUAAUGAAAAUAAAUCCUAAGAACGAAUGUUUACUCAAUAUGUAAACAUAGCGCCUCUUCACUGAUGGCUGCUUUCAGACGUUCCAACAAACCAGCUUCUGAGAAAUAGCUGUAAAGAUGGACGGAUGGUACAGUAUACGGCAGUGCCAGAAACUUAAGGUUUACAAAACGAUGCAAAGCACGGUCAAUCUUUAACAAUAUACCAGCAAAAAGAUAAAAAGUAGAGGAUACUUUUCAUCUGAUGUUGAUAAUAUUAGCUGAGAAACAACCGAUACUUGGUUUUUGUUUCUCGGGCAGAAUAAAAAACAUCAGAACUAGAUUUUUUUGUUCGGUCAUGAUUAAGUUGAAGUGAAGAUAUAAAAACUGCAGCUGAAACACUUGAUGGCCUUGCUUGCUGUUUGUUUGACCUGAUUUGACUGUGUUCUUUUGUUUGCAUUGCAACAAUCUACAGUCCACACUGCCAUGUGAUCAGCUUUUCAGUGACACUCUGACCAGAAAUUCAUUUCUUUGUCUUCCAUUUCUGCUUAAAUAACAAAAGAUAGAGUUAAUUCUUCUGACAAAGUUGAUCUAAGCUGUAUUAUUGUUCCUUGUCGCUGUAGUUUGUUUCAUUGAUUUGUUGUUAUGUGUCUGUCCGCCUGCCUCUCUCUUUCUAUGUUGCUAACCUGCUUUGCUUCGUCUGGUGUCGAUCUCACCCCGUCUCAGCCCCUCUGUGUCUCCUCCAGGUUUACCCACUUCCCAUUAAGUGCUACUUUGUCUUUAGUUGCUAGGAGACCUGGACAGUCAGCCUCGACGGUAGACCUGGACAGUCAAAUAAAGCAGCUGCUUGGCUGGACUCAUAAAUCCUCGUUUAGAGACUCAAGCUACCUCAGGAACCCUCUGUUGUCUAUUUUUGCCCAGCCUUUGGUCAUGUGCAGUUUGGUCAAUACUAGAUAAUAAAACAAGAGGAGAUGUUCUUACUUCUCUCCUGAGUACCGUCCCCUUAAGCUAAAAGCCCUGUGUGCAUGAGCAAGAAGCUGGGCAGCCUAAUAGACACAGAGGGAGGCUGUGUGGCUUCCCGCUUGUGAUGCAGUAAUCAUGUUAAUGUCCAGGCCUGUGACUCAUUGAUCUGAUUCAUCUGGAGGUGGAGCUGUUAGCCAGAGAGUCUCCUCUUCUGCUGCAAUCAGCCUCCAGUGUCCCAUGACUCUGACAUCAAUGGAUUCAAGUCUUUUUUUUUUUUUCAUUAAAAAAAACAGAUCUGGCUGCUUAAUCUGCUCUGAAACAUGAACUAUCCAGCUGGAGCUAAUGUGGAGGAGUGCGAUUGUUUGUGGAGGACAUUCCUGUGUAAUCUCAAACUAAUGUAAUCAUGGUACAGGAAUCCUGUCAGCACUGAUUUAACUUCUCUUCUAUGGAACAUGCUCUUUGACCCACUAGAUAUUUACAAAGACAAGAGAAAGUGGGAACAUUUGUUCUUUCAAAGGUGUCACAUUAGAUAGGAAUUAACUAUAUAUAAAGAUGGGCAACAUUUCGCCUUCCAUCGAAAAAAGUGAAGUCAAAAUACAGGGUUUCAUAUAGGAUUUAAAGGGGACUUCAUGGCAAUCGAAGCCAGCCCUAAGUGGACUCUCAAAAGAUUGCAGGGUUAAUUUUGCAUUGGCUUUAAAGGAGGUUGCCACUUGACUGUAACACUCAUUUGUCAUUUAGCUUAUGUAAAACAGCAAAGAUUCCUGUUCUACUUAUUAGUGGAUUUAAAGCAGAUAUUUGGUGUUCUGGAUGGUUCCUGUUUCAGUGUUUGUUACGUUUUUUCUCUUCAUUCAGCGCUACAUUUUCGUUGCAUUAAAUGACCAGUUAAAAGUUUUUCGGAAAAUAAAAUCCAAGACAUAAAAUAGGAUUAGAACUCACUAUAAUGACAAAGGCGGCCAUGUUUGAGAAAGUUCAAAUAAAAACUCAUUUAUUUGAUUUCAUAGUUUGACCCCAUCUCCCAUCUGUUGACAUUGAGUUUGACCUCUAUGGCCUGGUAUGUUCUGUAGCAACUGGUAUUUCCAACUGUUUAAAGUUAAAUUUUGAUUCUGACCAGCCGACUGGUUUAAAGGUCCAAAAGCACUCUAAAAAACUGUCAAAACUGAGCACAACUUGACUUGAUACAGCUAUAAAAGAGUCUAAUGGUAAAUAAUGUGAAUGGACUUGUCAAGUGUGGCUAAUGUUAGCAGAGCUAGCACCACCAGCCUUUGGUCCCCCCCUGCAGGUUAACUUCCACACGCCUGCACUUGUUAAGCAUUGCUCUUCAUUUAUCUUAAUCAUAUUUAUUUAUAUUUAUUAAAUCAAAAACAUUCAAAAGGCACGUUAAGAUGUCGUCAAUCAUUUGUGUUUGUUUACAUCUAGAUGGUAGAACAUUAUGACAGGCACUGCUAGUACAUUGGCACACUAGUAAUUCUGGUAUACCGAGGGUGGCAGGCAUGAACUGUUUAGCUGACUAAACUGGCACAUCCCUGUAGGGGGAGCUCCAGAUGUUUUGGCUUCACUUUUGCAGAGCUGUCACAUAUUGUCUAUUUCAUUGGCCACCCUUUGGAGCCAACAGCAAGAGGUCAGGUUGUGUCCUUUACCCUCUGCCCCUCUUCUCUUCCCCCUACUCCUCUCUUCCUCUAAUCUUGGUUACUGACAUUCCUAACAGCUGUUGUCCAACUUACUGUUUUGCCUCUGCUAUUCCCGCCUGCCUGCCUGCCUGCGUAGAAUGUCUCUGGAGGUUAUGACCAUCCUCUGUCGCUGUGAGAAUAUCGAAACCUCGGAGGGUGUUCCCCUGGAUGUGACAGGGGUGGCUCAGGUAAUGCAUCCCAAAAGACCCCCUCUAAAAAAAAGAAAAAGCAAGCAGUGGCUGGUGCUGGAGACCAAAGGAAGACUCAGGGAAACGGUUCGACUAACAAGCUAACGUCUGUGUUUGUUUGUUUUUCUCACCUUCAUGGCUUUUUUUCUCCGGCAGCAGAAGGGGGACACUCAGCUGUCUCUCACUCGGGCUUUGCCAUUAAGCUCAACUCUGAGUCACCAUUGGCAACGGGGUCAAUAAAUGAAGGCUUUUGAAAUGGCAAAAAAAAUAAGAUUUGAGGAUGUACGCAAAGUACAAAUUUGAAUUUGAAACACAAAAAAAGACAAAAACCUACAUUCUGGGUAGCGUCUCAUUUUGCUCCGUUGUUAGUGAUCUGGAGUCCUUGGGUGAAUGGUUUCACUUUGUCCUGUUCUUGGCCCUUCCCUUCAUUUGCUUUGUCAAUUUUUAUUUUAUAAUUUUUUCCACAUUCUUCACAGGAUAACGCUUGAGAUUAUGACCCUGCAGCCCAAGUGUGAGGAUGUAGAGACAGCGGAGGGUGUAGCUAUUACUGUCACAGGGGUGGCUCAGGUAAAUCACCACACUUUCCUGGGAAUGCCAGUUCAGACUCCACUAACACCCCCACACACCACCCCUUUCUUACCCACCCUCCUUUUUUCUCUGGCAUCCCCCCAUAAUCACAGCACAGGUGGGGUUCAUACAGAGGACUCAAGAGAAGAUGCACACCCUUACUUUUGAUCGAGACACUGAAACAGAUGUUGCAUGAUGAGCCCUCAUACCUGGGCACAUUACACCUAUUCAAAACCAACUGAACCUGCAUUCAGACUGACAGUAGCACACGUUUCCCUCAUUUCUGUCACUGAGAAACUUUGUGUCUGUUAAUCUUUCAAACUGGUCCUCACAGUCUUUGCACCAGCAUCCCACUGCUGCCUGCACAUCCACAUUAUUGUGCCCUGCCCCCUCGUGUUUUGCUGAAAAAGUGUUAUUUUCAGUCUGAACUUGGUUGUAGUGUGACAGGGAAAGGGGACUGAUGUGCAUUCAAGUGACAGUGUCUGUCAGUGUUGUUUGUUGGAUUUGUGCUUUUUUAAAUAAAAUGUUUCAGUUGAAAACUUUGAGGUAUUAAAAAGAAAAUCCACCUUGAAAAAUUCACCAUCUGACUGCAUAUACUGUACUCUCUUGUCCACCCUAUGAAAACAUGAAAAAAGCUGAAAAGUUAAUCUUAAAUUAAACUUUAUAGUUUCCAUUUUUGUUUCAUUAAGUGUGCAAAUUAAUGUGUGUGAUCAGUAGCAGGAAGGCACAGUUAAAAACAGAAGUUCCUGAUUCACAGUAUUUUUCCGCUUGUAGAUGAACUCAAAACUUGCUCUUUGGCUGUGUGUGUUUUCACCUACAUGUUUUUGUUGCUGAUGGAGGUGGUUUGUUGUGAAAACAACAUUCAGACUCUUGGCAGAAACAUGAGGCAAAGCUCAUUGUCAACCUUUCACUCCUCUGCAGUUGUUGCUCUCAGGCUGAACAUGUUAGUGAGACUGAGAGGUCAGAGUGUCUGCUUUUUUGCUCUCAGUGCAGACCACUGCAUGUAAAGCAGCUGGCAAAGAAAAUCUACAUGUAUGUUGUACACACCAAGCUGCUGAUUUUGUUGUAUAAAAAGUGUUUUUAAAUGACAUAUUAUAAAUUUAUGUCUGUACAUAGGGCUGGGCGAUUUGGCCUCAAAUCAAUAUCACGAUAUAUUGAGCAGUUCACCUCAAUAACGAUAAAUGGACGAUAACUACUUCACAAGCUGCUCACCCCUUCCCACAUUAACUUUGUCUACUUCAGCCACUGCUCCUCACCUGUCUUUCCCUCUUUGUUAUGGACUGGAUGGGGUGGAGUCACGUCUCUGACAUAGGACAGCGUCUUAAAGGGACAUGAGAUCAUGGCCUACCGACAUACAUCCAAAAACAACUUUUAUUUAUUCUUUUUUUUUUUUACAUCAAAAAUAUUGACAUGUCCAAAAUUCCGUUGGUUAUUGUCAUAAAUUUUGGUAUUGGUAAAUUUUCGGUUUAUCGCCCAGCUCUAUAUGUACAAGCAAAGAUAAUCAAAGAAAUAAAAGGUGUAGUUUUGUACUCAAAGGUGACCAAAAUUGCAGUUAAGGUUCAUCCCAGAAGCUUUGAAUUUGUAAAAACUUCAAUGUUGAUAGACCCUCAGCUCAUUUGCAGCUAAGAUCAGAGGAGGAAAAGCUGCAUUUAAUCCUCAAUCAGCUUCUUUAAAACUAUCUAAUCUAAGCAGCUUUUUUCCCUGUUGUGUCACAGCCAAUUCUACCUUUAAGGAAAUUAUUAACACAGUAUUUUUGUAAAAUGUGCGCCUCUGUUGCCAAAGUUUCCCGCUCUUUAACAGCAAAUUUAAGGUCAACAGAAUGUACAUGUGAGGUCUCAUUAUUCAGUAAUCAAACAAUAGGAACCUUUUCACUUGUGCAAUCUGCAACCGGAUAAAAUAGAGUUGAACGUUACGCAAAGCAUUUUCUUAAGCAUGAUCAGCAGGUAACAAUAAAAACUUGCACUGUAAGUAUGUGUGGAGGCCUGUUGUAAACCACUUCCCUUUACCAUAAAUCCAGUUCAGUCUAGUCUUGUCUUGAAGAAAAAUGUCAUCAUAGUCAGUGAGUGAGAUUAGUAGUAAAAGUCAGAGUUGAUUCAAGGUGGUUUUUCUCUUAAAGAACUUCAGAGUGUACCGUCUCUUUCUAUGUCCCGCUCUCACUCAUUUCCUUUUUUGUCAGCAUGCCAGUUUUUUUCCUUUUUUUUUUGAGAGAUGAUGCCUCAUUAUCAGUUUUGUAUUUUAGCCGCACCCAUGCCAAUUUUCCUCUCCUCUGUGUUUCCCUACAUGCAUGUCAACAAUGAGCCCACUGUUUGGAGCUGAACAGCCCCUCACUCUCACACAGUUCACUUCACAGAGAGGCUCAUCAUGCCAGCAUUUGAUUGGUCCAACCUAGGCCCCGACCAUUGUGAAGCGUGUGUCCCGUGGCAACAGGAAAUAUGUGUUCUUGACUUUAAGGGACAUAUAUGUUUAGACAGAGAGGAAAGCACCCACAGUGGAUUUUGAUUCAGGAUAUUGUUCUAACUUGCAAAUGAUUAAAUAAAACCCAGUUUCCCAUGUCAAUCACAUUUAAAUUUUUGUCGUUUGAACUUUUAAAGGUUUAAACUUCUAUAACUUUUAUAAAGCUACAUUAAAUCAAAAACACAUCUGUCUUCUUUUAAAGGGUAAGUUUUGGCCAUUUUGCAGAAGCACAUGUUGAGGAAAUAGUUGUCAGGCAAAGUUUGCGUGCCUUUCUUUUUAAAAUUUCCUGUGUUUCGUGUCUCUUGAAGAAGCUGUGGGUUUGGAGGAGAAGGAGGAGGAGGAAGGGUGGUGUCAGAGGGAAUGUGGGGUGUGGGGGGUUGGAGGUCAGCAGUAAAGAUUGCAUUCACACACGUCUUUUAAUGGAGUGUGGGCCGCAGAUUGGCGACCCCUGCUGUCUGUCUGUCUGUCUGGACUGGCCUGUGUGUUUGUGUGGCUGGCUUGCAGCCUUCUCUGUUUUCAGACCUGUGUUUCCUUGGAAUGAUGACCAUCUUUCCCGACUUUGUGUUGCCCUCAUUUCGUGGUAUGAGUGCAUGUUGCAAAAACCCAAACCAUGUGCAGACCUCUCGCCUAAGGACCCAGCUCACUCUCUGUUUUCUUACAGCUCCAGUGGAGUUCAACUUCACCCAAAACCUUCUGUCUCACACCAUUUUUUUAAUUUCUGGACUGCAGAGUGACCUCUGUCUCUGUCCCUGACUGGACUUGUGUUUGUUAUUGUGUUACUGUGUAAACCUCAGAUCAUUGCCAUUGAUUUUUCUUCUGUUUAGAUUUACUGUAAACUAUCCCACUAAUGAUUUUUCCCUGAUUGAACUCCUUCAUUGUAUUUUACCCCAAGCAUCGUUUUUGACCUGGUAACAUAAUAGUACAUUAGAAAGCCAUGAUUGACACUGGAGCCCCAAAAGAAGCAGGUUCUGGGUCAAAUUUCUUUAUUGCAUGAGAACAAAUAUUGGUAAUAAAUGACCAGAUUAUAAGAGGCAACACUCUCCACUCUUUAGUGAUGAAUAUAUCGUCCAAAUCAUCUUGUGCUGUGAUGUAUUAUAGAUUCACUACAGAAAGUAUAUAGACUUUAAACUGAUUUGACAUUUGGACUAUUGUAUUUGAUAACAUUUAUAAUUUUGGGUUUUGGGUCAGUACCAUAAAACCAUCCAUCUCUAGUGUUCAAGUUAACACUGGAAGGAGAACAGUAAAAAAAUGUUAAAUGUUGAUGUUGACAUACAUUAUGAAAACAGUCAUAUUAUUGCUCUGUAUAACUAUAAAAUUACAUUUUGAGUGAUCAGCCUUUCCUCUGGUCCCGAGUCUGUUCCCAGCACCUGCUGUGCGAUUUGAAAUAUUUUAUUAGUAUUUACAGUCUUACAGUUUUGUGUGUUCAGAUAAUACCUGAAAAAGCUCAUUGGAAGUUCGAAAAACUCUAAUACACUGCAGCACCUUAAAACAAACCAAACAUUCAUGCAUCCAUGUCACUGAUGAACUGCAGGCCUAACCAGACUGAUCGCACUUGUCACUCUGUAAAUGUUUUGCUCUCUUUUGUACUUUGAUGACAUUACUGAUGGUGUUAACUUUAAAACAGAGUGAAGUAUGCUCACUGAUCAGAUGAUGAAUAGUUGUAAGAUGAGCCAGUGUUGUGUUUUGUCAUGUAUUGAUGUGUGCCACACCCAUGUGUGCCUGUGUUUGUGUUUGUAGAUGUGUGUUCAGCUGAUGAUCUUUGUCCUCUUUGGCCCCAGGUGAAAGUGAUGACAGAAAAUGAACUGCUGGGUUAUGCCUGCGAGCAGUUUCUGGGAAAAUCUGUCGUUGAAAUCAAGAGUGUCAUCCUGCAGACCCUCGAGGGUCACCUGCGUGCCAUUCUUGGUGAGUGAUCCCUCAAAACCACAUGAGUAUUGUACAUCUUUUUCAUCAAUGCAAUCUUGUAAAGUUUUUAAAUCUAUGCUUGAGUCUUAUAAAAGAAGAAAAAAAGAAGGAUUAAGACACAGACCGAUGAAAAGCUUGAAACUUCCAGCAAGAGUAAACAACACGCUGUUUCUUCAGUAUAGCUUUCCCUUCACAACUGUUACAGGCAUUGAAAAUUAGAUCAUGUAAGCAAUGGUUUCCUUUUGCUCUUGUACAUUAUAGAGACAUGUCACUGUUCAUUUCAGUCUAUUUCACAGAAAACUCCCUACAGGAGCGUUAAACUAGAAAAUAGUGUGUUGGUUGGUUCAUAGUGGUUUGUUCUUCAUGAGUCUUACGGCCUCACUGCAUUAGCUUGAUAUAAGACAGUUGCCUGGACUUGUCAGGUGAACGUGGCUUACGUUAAGCCCUGAAAAACAAAAACACUCAUUCAGUAUUUGUCAAGAAAAUUGAAGCAGUUGUUCCUGUUUCAUUUCUGAUCGGGUCAAAUGUGUUUACUUGAGAAUGACUGUGCUCAACAGCUUUGUAAUAAUAAUAAACCGUCAUCAACAUGCACAACAACAACAACACACUGGGGUUCGCUCAAAUGCUAAAUGAGCAAAAAGGUCAGUUUGAUGAAGGAGAGCACAGGGAAGCAGAACGGCUCUGAAGACAAAUUAGACAUUAUAUUGAACACAAUGGUGCUUACUGCUUCUGUUUAUGCCAGGAGAAAUGUAUAACUUCCUCUGUGGCAGGGGGAGUUGUUCAUACUGUGGGAACUGCUACUUCUCCUGUUGUAUAUUAGCUGUUGGCUGAGGGUGAUUGUGAGUUAUGGGUAACUUGGCCUCUGUGCUCCCUCGCAUAUUGGUUUUCUUCAUCAGUGUGCUUAAAUUUAGGUAAGAAUAAAACAAGAGCAUAAACAGGAGGGCAAUCAACCCUUUUUCUUUCUUUUCAGGUACCUUGACUGUUGAGCAGAUUUACCAGGACAGAGAUAAAUUUGCCACUCUGGUGCGAGAGGUGGCAGCACCAGACGUUGGUCGUAUGGGCAUUGAAAUCCUCAGCUUCACCAUCAAGGUGUGGGAAAUGAAGUUUAUGUAGCUCUGCAUUUAUCUGUCGCACAACCUGUUUCCUGUUUCUGAUCUGACUAACAAUAACUUCUCUCUCUCUUUUCCUGACAGGAUGUGUAUGAUAAAGUGGAGUACCUGAGCUCACUGGGAAAAACUCAGACAGCUGCAGUGCAGAGGGAUGCAGACAUCGGAGUGGCAGAGGCAGAGAGAGAUGCUGGCAUCAGGGUAAGACAAGCACUUUAUAAAACAUCCAUUCCCUGAUUACUAAUGACCCUUGCAUUAGGAAACUAGCACUCUUCAUCCGUUUCACGUCAUUUUUCUGCUCUGUCCUCUUCACAGGAAGCUGAGUGUAAGAAAGAAAUGAUGGAUGUGAAGUUCUUAGCUGACACAAAAAUGGCCGACUCCAAACGAGAGCUGGAGAUGCAGAAAGCUGCUUUUAACCAGGAGGUGAACACAAAGGUAUGGAGCUGUAUGUCUUUAAUUCACUAUAUAUUAUCAGUAAUUACAUGUAGCAUGCAAGCGUGAGUUUCAUGUGCUCCUUUUUUUAGAAAGCAGAGGCGCAGCUGGCCUAUGAGCUGCAGGCAGCCAAAGAGCAGCAGAAGAUCCGUCUGGAGGAGAUUGAGAUCGAGGUGGUGCAGAGGAAGAAGCAGAUCACCAUUGAGGAGAAGGAGAUCGAUCGAACUGACAAGGAGCUCAUCGCUACAGUGAAGAGACCCGCAGAGGCUGAAGCGUACAAGAUGCAGCAGCUGGCAGAGGGACAAAAGUGAGUGUUUUUCACACAGAGCCCAUCCUCACUUCACUUUUAAGGUCUCUGUACUAUUGAUAGCUUACAUGGGGACUCAUUUUCCCGAACAAAACAAUAUUCAUCACUUAUUUGUAAAUGUCCUUUUAAGUGUAAACAUUUAAUAAAUCACAGUUCCUGAAACAGGAGGAACUAUGCGGCAACAAAACACAAAAUCUGGGAGACGGUGUGGUAUGGGCUAACCUUUAUGCUACGAAUCAAGCCGAUAAAUGUUAACAUAAUUUUAAUAUUUAAUCACAAAGUAGAAAAUGAGUGGCUACUGCAGCAUCACCAAUGUAGCCGCCUGUUAAUCUACCCAGAGAAAUUAGUCCAAAAAAGUUCUUCCGCCUCCGUAUUUGCUGGGGACCAUUUUUCUCAAGACUUAAUCCUAAGCACUCUUGUAGACAAUUUACACAUCUUAAACAAGCAUGCUUUCUAAAUUUAAAGUCUGUCUACAACUACACACACACACACACACACACACACACACACACACACACACACACACAUAUAUAAGGACUCCUUAAGUGUGUUUGCACCAGUGAUAUAAAUGAGGGGUAAAUAAAAUGUGUUCUAGAUAUACAGCUAGUUGGAAAAAGUCAUUUUUGUUAUAAUCAAACAUAUAUUUUACAUAUCAUCUGUGUAGACAUACACCUUCAUUAUCAGUACAUGACUGUUAGUGAACUGUGCAAACUGAACAGUCCUUUUAAUGCCUCUGUAACCCAUCACCAGGACAAAGAAAGUGCUGACAGCGCAGGCUGAAGCUGAGAAGAUCCGCUUCAUUGGUGAGGCUGAGGCCGCCUCCAUCGAAGCUGUUGGAAAAGCAGAGGCUGAGAAGAUGAGGAUGAAGGCUGAGGCCUACCAACAGUAUGGAGACGCUGCUAAGACAGCUCUGGUCCUGGAGGCACUGCCCAAGGUCUGUGGUUUAUGUUUAUAUACAUUUGGUUUUAGAAUGAAACACCUACUUUUGAGAAGUUUGGUUUUAUGCUGUGAUUACUGGGAGUCUGUGAAACACAGGGGCUGGCAUUACAGUCCUCUCAGUGUUUUCUUUAGACAGCUCACUGGUGCUUGUUUUCUCAAACCUCAGCACCUCAGUCACCAGCAGAGAAGUGUAUAAUGUGGGCUUCUGUGAUACAUUUGUGGGGUAGAAAAGGCAUGAUACCAGUACACCCUCAUGGUUUACAGACUUUUUAUUCUUGGAAACCAAACCUCUGUGUUAAUUCAUAAGACAUGUAGAGGAGGAGGAACUAUUAACUUUAACAAAUAACCAUUUUAGAGUGCGUUGGUCUCUCUUUCAAAUUAAAUUGUAACCAUGUGAAUUGUACAAACUAUUAAAACACAAUAACAAGAAUUUAAGGCAAUAGUAAGCUUGUUGCGCAGGUCCCAAAAAUCGUUUUUUGGAGAUGAACCAAUCCUCUCACCUUGCAUAUGCUACCGGCAUGGAUUAUCUAACACUGAGAGUGUUGCUUGGCCCUUUAAAUUCUUGAGCGUACUAAUGAAGUAUUAGUAAUCACAUCAAUCAGAGCUAUCGAUAAAAUAAAGAAAAUAUUGAAACCACAUUUAAUUCAAGUGAUGUCAACAUGUUGUAAGAAGAAGAGGAAAAGCCAGUAAUUGUUUUUCAAACUUGGUCAAUUUGAAUUUAUCCCCAAAACUGUCAAUUAUUUUCUUGUGUGUUGGUGAAAUACCAAACAGUUGUGCUUUAACUUGUGUUACAACAGAUUGCCGCCAAAGUGGCUGCUCCGUUGGCGAGGACCAAUGAGAUUGUCAUCCUGAGUGGAGAGGGCAACCGUGUGACUGGAGAGGUGACCCGUUUGUUAGCUGAGCUCCCCGUGUCCGUCAACGCCCUCACAGGAGUGGAUCUGACCAAGGUGAGAGAGACAGGGUUCUCCAUCACAACAUCAAGUGAAUGAUACCUCUUUAUUUUGACAUGGAGUUAUAUCUUCAGGGUCAGCUGACGGUAAAUGAUAGGUAAUAAAUUUAAACAGAAAAACUCCUAUACUGGACAGUAGGUGUGUACAUUUGUGGGCUUUAAGAGUAUCAGUGGAAAUAUUUACCCAACAACUGACUGAGGGCGACUUUAUAAGGCCUCAAUGCUGCUGUUUAUCAUGCAGUCUUAAGGGAUUUUCCAAAACAACUGCAGAAAAUAAACGUUUGAAAGCAGCUUGUAGAAUCACAUGAAAAUUCUUUUCCAUCCAAACAUCAGCCAAAUAUAAAAGUUGCCAUUGUGGGGAAACAGUUCUUUCUAGUGUUUAAGCCAUGUUGUCGAUAUGCAGAGGCUAUAGUCCUUAAGCGGCUGGCCAGGGUUGGAGGUUUGAGCCCCUUGCAGCUCUUUCUUGGUGUCUUUUCAAGUCUCUCUCCUGAUGUUCUGCUUUAUCCACUGUCCUGUCCUCUUCAAUGAAAGUAGGAAAAUACAACAUUAUAAAUAUAUACAUAAUUAUCGUUUUAAAGAAAUCUAUCGUUUUAAAGUAGCUCACCAGGGUGGAUAAAAAUUAACCUGGUGCAGUGUCAAUAGGAGGAGUUGAACAUUUUGAGAAAUUGAAUUUUCAUCUAUUUGAAAAAAUAAUUUCUGUAAUUAGAGGAUUUUAAAGACAUAUAUACUUUUUGAUGCACGAGAGGAACUUUUUUGCAUGGGUGUAACAUUUUUGAUUUACUGUUAUAACAGGAUGAGUACAGCGACUUAUUAUAGUUCUGCAUUUAAUAUUACUGCAUCUUUGUCUUUUUUAUGAUACAUGACUUUUCCUAACUGGUAGAGCCUGAUCGAAAGUUACAUUUUAAUAAAGUUCUGAGGUUAAAAUCCUGUCACAGAUUACAGAUGUGGCAGCUGUUCAGAUUUUUUUAAGGAUUGAGAAAAGCCUCUAAAGAGUCCUUAAACUUUUCUUGAUAUUUUCCAGAGUCCACGUCUGAAAGCAGCUUUUUAUAAGCCUCUCUGUUGCUGCUGUGAUACAGAGAUACCUGUUUUCUCCGACUGUGUGAUAUCACUGAGAUCCAGUCCCUCGUGCCUCUAUCUCUCUCUUUUAAAACCAGCUAAUCCUCCUCUCCUCUGAUCCCUCAGAUGCCUCUGCUGCAGAAGAUGGUGACCCCACAGUGCCAAACAGCCAUGUGAUGAUUUGGUCAACAGACUCGUUUCUCUGAAUCUUUCGACAGUUAUCUGCCUCAAGCAUGAAAAUACGUUUUAGUUUUUUUUGUUUUUUUGUUUUUUUUUCAGCCUCUGACCCCGUAUGCAAACUGCCUUUGACCAGAAACACUUGACGCCAACUGAAAAGGUUUUUUAUAUUUUUAAGAGAUUUAUCAUUUUCUAAAGGAAAACAAGCUGGGGCCUUAAAACCGAAGGACCAGACUGUGUGUAUUUUCUGUUGUUUUAUUUUUAGAUGUUGAUUUUUGUCACACUGCACUAAUUAGCUAGGAUUAUAUGCUGCAAUCCUUUUCAGUCCGACUAGCCACCUAACGCAGAGUAUUUCGGGUUAGGGAGUUAGGGACUGACGGCAGAGUCGGCUUGUUUAAAUUGCGCGUUGAAGAUUGUUUAUUAAAUGAAAAACACCGCAGCCUUCAGAAAGAGUUGAAAACAUGAAGUCAAAAGUGAAUUAUAUUUGAGAGAUACAUUUUAAUUUGUACCUGUCAGGUGUUUUAACAUUAAAUUACUUUUAGUGAGCGAACAGUCCCGGCUCCUGCUCUUUGUUAAACAGCGUGUUGCCUUUUGCUCGGUGCAGGUAGUGAAGUAGCGUGCAGCAGUUUGAGCACGGCGUGGAUUUGGCAGCUUUUAUCUCCUCUCUGCUUUUUAACUCUAGGUCAAAUAACUCAGUGAACUAUUAGGAUUACCAAAACCUCUAUUACACUUAAAACUCAGCAAAUCUUCAUCCACUGUGAUUGUAAGGCUGAAAGUCCGUUACAAUACCAGUGAUUCCUUGAAUCACACUUACGCUCACUGUUACCUCGCAGUUUUUCGUCUCGUCGCUUGUCUUGUCGUUCAGAUGUGCAGUGCCUGUUCAACACUCAAGUGCCCAAACCUUCAGCAGUGUGGUUUGGCCUCAGUUGGAUUUAUGUCUGAGUGUAUCUGUGAUAUGGAUAGAUGGUGUUUAGAUAUCGCUAUCUGCUCUUCUAACACUUCCUUUACUAACAGUACAGUUUACUCUCUUUUGUGGCGUGCGUAGAAACAUAAGCAGAUAUGUAAAUGCUGAGCAAACUCAUAACACAGAGCCAUAGUUAGCUGAAAUUAGCCUUAAAGACACCCUGGAGGCCUGCCAGGCUUUAUGAACUCUUUCUUUUUUUCUCAUGUAGCACAGGGUCAGAGCUUUAAUCCAGAUUUUCACUUCUCUCUGCUCUCUCUUCUCAGUCUAAAUGUUUUUGUUUCUACUCAGAUUUCUUACUCUGAUUUCUUUUUUACUGCCCACUUUAGGAACUGUACAUAUUUUAUUCCCUUAAAGAGUUACCCCUGUUACACCUCUUUGGAUUGAAAGUUACUCUUGCUGUCACACUCAAGUUGUGAUGACAAAGCAGGAAUUUAAUGUUACAAAAGUCAGUCAUUGCAUAGAUAGGUUGAAAGAUGAGCAUGUGAUGGGGUCAUGAACGCAGCACAUCCUGUACCGAUGGUGCUGGAGCGGUUUUCAGUUGGGAAACGUAAUGUGGAUCAGUUUGAUCAAUGACUACCAGAUGAUACAAUAUUUACAGAAAUCCUCUGGUUCGGUCACUAAAUUAUGGGGUCUUGUUACAACUUUAUCAUAGAAAGCCAGGGCCCGGUCACUUGAACAGUUUGAUUUGAAAAAAAAAAAGAUUUGGAAAUCCCCUCUUUCAACUCUUGAGGAUGAGGUAAACCAGGUUCAUUUUGUCCCUGAUUUAUAAGGGGACGAAGUCUUUGUUUAUUUACUCCCUUAAAUUAUCCUUGUUUUCUAAGUCACAAUAGUGAUUCAUCCUUUUAAGAGUGUAACUAUAACAGAAAUGUCUCAAGUGUCAGCCUUAUUUAAAAAACGAUGUCAUGUUAGAUUAUUUUUGAAAAUGAAUAAUAAUUUUGCACCUGUAAUCCGCUGAAGUCAAACUAAUCCAGAUUUGUUUCAGACCAGUACUGAACCUGGAAUUUAUAUCUCGAUAAAAACCAAGAUUGUAUUACCUGAUCUUAUGUGAUUUCUUAUGCCCUUUUUCUCAUGUAAAGUCUUUUUUCUGAUUUAAUUCAGUCCUUAAAUUUUAAUCCAAUCAGACCACCUUUGACUAACUGGGCCCAGAUGACAGUAAUUGUGUGAGGACAGCACGUUUCGACCCCUAGAUGGCAGCAGCGUAGAGCGAUUUAAUCCACACUGAGUUACUCCUUAAAUGAGCCUUAUAGGUGGCUGCCUGGUGAAGAUUUAAACCUGACAUGAACCUUUGUGCAGCCGCCUUCAUGUAAUGGUGUGAUUUGCUUUUUGUGAAUCACAUCAUGAAUAAUAAACCACUUUUAAUGAUCAUUUUACCUGAACGUUGUUUUAAGAAGUUCAUUCAGUUGUACCUCUCUUUCUUUAGUUCUGUAAAUAAACAUGAGGCUCCUGGUUUGUUUUGAUUAAAAAAAUUCUCCAGUUCUUUUUUUUUUUUUCUUACAGUGUAUUAACACUUUGAUUCAAGUUUCUGUUCCUGCAACUAUUUCACCUGCUGGAAAUGUUGGUGUUAGCACUGCCUGACUUUCUACGAGCACUACAGUGAUUUUUGAUAUUCUUUGUCAUGAAGUGAUGGCCAGUAUUUUAAAAGGAGUGGUUGAUAUCAAUCGUUGAGAUGAACAGAGGUCACAUGAUCACCAGACAAUCUCUCAUUUUCUAUCUGUGACACUGAGUUUGGUCUGCAGAGGCCAUGGUGGGUGACAUUUUUAAUUUGGCUGCACCAUGCAGGAUUGAGAGUUUCAGGCCUCACUCGAACAUCAAAAUCGAACAUUUAUAAUGCUCCUUAAGAAAAGUCUGUCCACUUAGUUUAUAUCAUCCUUUAAGAUGACACAGUAGAAGAGUCAUAGGAUCAUAGCUUUCACACAUCACACCCAAAUCAACCAACCAACCCGAGUAUUUGUUUGCAGAGUGUGUUACAUAAAAGUAUCCAGAUAAGAACUCAGACUCAACUCUUUUUAUGCUCUUGUUAUUUAGUAAAGUAGCUUUCUGUACACAGUGCCUUUGGUAAAAACAGAACAGAUGGUUCACACUUGAACAUGCAGUUUGUUGACUGUCAUGGUCAGACACUUGGAGGUGCUGAUGAGAUAAUAAAAGAAGACUUAAGAAGCAGACUUACUUGUAGAAUAUCCGGAUGUUUUACCUCUAUGAUGAUAAUAUUCAGCUCUAGGUUUUCCUCUUUCUACUCGCGCAAUUUUCUGCACUUCAGAUAUACAAGGGAACAGAUAUAUACUGUGUAUAUCAAAGUUACAUAAAAUAUAUAAUUAUAGAUGUAGCGUUCAACAGCUUUCCUUUGAAAUCCAGACCUCUGAACACCUUGUCAUUCAUAAUUUUGGCCAUCAUAUUGUGUGCCAACAGAUAUUCCUCAUUUGAGUUGCAUUGACUAAUCAGAAGCUGUUCCUCCAAGUGGCAUUUCAGAGGAGAAUGAGGUUAAAGACCAAACACUAUCGACCUACGCCUUAACUCUUGUCUUCAUCUGAUUCAUGUUCAUCUGUCGUCUCUCAUGGAAAUAAUCUGUAAUCUCUAAUUAAAGGUAUAUUGUGGAUUAAUCUUGUGAUUUCUCAUGUAACACUGGCCUAUGGAGACCUGAUCCAGCAUGGCAUUUGGAGCAUGUGUUCAUGUUAUUCUGUGUGCCACCAUAUAAUAAAUGUUACACCACUUCA
Molecule: messenger RNA, 23006 nt
Organism: Xyrichtys novacula (pearly razorfish)
Lineage: Eukaryota; Metazoa; Chordata; Actinopteri; Labriformes; Labridae
Source: the annotation of a GenBank genome assembly